Messenger RNA from Lodderomyces beijingensis, 1773 nucleotides. Lineage: Eukaryota; Fungi; Ascomycota; Pichiomycetes; Serinales; Debaryomycetaceae. The record is from the annotation of a GenBank genome assembly.
AUGUCCUUACAUCAAUUUGAUUACAUCUUCGCAAUUGCGAUGAUUUUCGCCUUUUUGGACGCUUGGAACAUUGGUGCCAACGACGUCGCCAACUCCUUCUCGUCUUCAGUCUCCUCGAGAUCGCUCAAGUACUGGCAAGCCAUGAUCCUCGCUGCGAUAAUGGAGUUCUUGGGUGCCGUCUUGGUCGGUUCGAGAGUCUCCGACACCAUCAGAAACAAAAUCGUCGACGUCAGCGUCUUUGCUGACGAGCCCGCCGUGUUGAUGUUGACCAUGGCCACCGCUUUGGUCGGUUCAAGUACCUGGUUGACCAUUGCUACUUCCAUGGGUAUGCCCGUUUCCACUACUCACUCCAUUGUUGGUGCUGUCAUUGGAGCCGCUAUUGCUGCCAAGGGUGGCGAGAACAUCCGCUGGGGAUGGGGCGGUGUUGCCCAAAUUGUGGCUUCCUGGUUCAUUGCCCCAUGUAUCGCUGGUGCUUUUGCCUCGGCGGUGUUUCUCAUUUCCAAAUUUGGAGUCUUGGAGAUCAAGAACCCCAGAACCUCGUUAAGAAACGCCCAGAUGUUGGUGCCAAUCUUGGUCUUUGCCGCUUUCUCGAUCUUGACCAUGUUGAUUGUCUGGAAAGGUUCUCCAAAGUUGAAAUUAAACAAAUUGUCUACCGGAACCACAUGUGCCGCCAUCUUUGGCACCGGUGCCGUUGCAAGUGCCAAAUACCUCUUGUUUGCUUACCCAUACUACAGAAGGAAAUUGAAGUACGAGGACUGGACCUUGAAAUGGUACGACAUCUUCCGCGGCCCAAUCUUCUGGUUCAAAUCCACCGACAAUAUCCCACCAAUGCCCGAAGGACACCAAUUAACCUUGGACUACUACAAAGGUAGACGUUAUGACGAGGCUGGUAACUUGAUUGACUCACACGCUGCUGCACCUAGCGAAAUUGCCGACUCAGACGACAGGAAAUCGGACGAGUCCGACAGUGCUAGUCACAAGGACAUUGAAAAGACCCAAUCCACAACCGAGAAUGCAUUGUCAAAGCAAGAAUCCGGCGAGCAAAAGAAGAAAUUCCCAAACAAGUUCUCUGCUUACUGGCAAUUAGUCAAGGAAUCGCCAAAGAACUGGCCAUUGGUUCUUUUCUUGGUUGCUACUCAUGGUGUUAGACAGGAUAUCAUCUCCAACCAAGCUAAAUCCAAGGACAUGUUAGCUGGUGACUUGGCCAAGAUGCACACUUCUUCCAAGUACUACGACAACAAGAUUGAGUACAUGUACUCCUUGUUGCAAGCUAUUACUGCUUGUACCAUGUCCUUUGCCCACGGCGCCAACGAUAUUGCCAACGCUACAGGUCCAUUAGCCACUGUUUACUUGGUGUGGACCACCAACACCACUGAUACCGAAGCAGAGGUUCCAGUGUGGGUUCUUUGUUACGCUGCUUCUGCUUUGGUCAUUGGUUUGUGGACUUUUGGUUACAGAAUCAUGGCCAACUUGGGUAACAAGUUGAUCUUGCAAUCACCAGCUAGAGGUUUCGCCAUUGAGUUGGGUGCCGCUGUCACUACCGUCAUGGCUACCCAGUUGGCUAUCCCUGUCUCCACCACCCAGUCUGCUGUCGGUGCCACUGUCUUUGUUGGGUUAUGUAACAAGGAAUGGAAAUCAGUCAACUGGAGAAUGGUGAUCUGGUGCUACUUGGGAUGGAUCUUCACCUUGCCCAUGGCUGGUUUGAUCGCUGGUAUCCUCAAUGGUAUCAUCUUGUACGCCCCAUCCAAGGGUAUCACAUACACCAUGAGUUAG